This is a messenger RNA of Empidonax traillii (willow flycatcher), 6207 nucleotides long. Its product is annotated as protein shisa-6-like. Lineage: Eukaryota; Metazoa; Chordata; Aves; Passeriformes; Tyrannidae. Gene Ontology annotation, cellular component: AMPA glutamate receptor complex; postsynaptic density; dendritic spine membrane. The record is from RefSeq and is a predicted model, not a curated record. The transcript is spliced from 4 exons. Gene Ontology annotation, biological process: regulation of short-term neuronal synaptic plasticity; regulation of AMPA receptor activity. The coding region runs from base 1 to 795 and encodes 264 amino acids.
AUGACUGAUCUCGGGCACCGAAUGGAAGAUGACCAAGAACAAAAUUAUAAUCACCUGAUACUAGACAGUGCCACCCAGACACCUACACAUGACAAGCCACGAAUGAACAACAUCCUCACUUCUGCCACCGAACCCUACGACCUGUCCUUCUCCAGGUCCUUCCAGAACCUCUCUCACCUCCCACCAUCCUACGAGUCUGCUGUCAAGACAAACCCAAGUAAAUAUUCAUCUCUGAAGAGACUAACUGACAAGGAGGCUGAUGAGUACUACAUGAGGAGGAGGCACCUGCCCGACCUGGCGGCGCGGGGGACGCUCCCCAUCAACGUCAUCAAGAUGUCCCAACAGACCAACCACCGGGACAGGCCCCGCCGCCCCAUCCGGGCCAUGUCCCAGGACAGGGUGCUGUCCCCUGAGAGGAUCAUGCCCGAGGAGUUCAGCAUGUCCUACGAGCGGAUCCUGUCAGAUGAGCAGCUGCUGUCGGCCGAGCGCCUGCACUCGCAGGACCCGCUGCUGUCCCCGGAGCGCUCGGGGUACCCCGAGCAGUCCAUGUCCCGGGCGCUGUCCCACACGGAUGUCUUUGUGUCCACGCCCGUCUUGGAUCGCUACAGGAUGUCAAAAAUGCACUCCCAUCCCAGUGCCUCAAAUAACUUGUACAACACUCUGGGGAUGACCCCCACCUCGGCCAAGCGCCAGGCCUUCGCCUCGCGCCGCCACAACACCGUGGAGCAACUGCAUUACAUCCCCGGCCACCACCACCACUACCGCACGGCCAGCAAGACUGAGGUGACUGUGUGAUAGGACCUCGGGCCUUGUACAUACUCUGUAAGGACUGGGGUGGCCACAGCACCCCGCACUGCAGUGGCCUUAUAGGCCAAGGUAACCUCUACUAACUCAGUGUCUGCAAAGACUUCUCUGACAGUCCCAUCCACGUUGUUUUUUAAAGCCACCCCUUCAUCGGUGACAUGAGAAGAACCCAAGCAAGCCAACAGACAGUAGUGAGGGAUAAUAGAGGAAAUUUUCCUGAUGUGCAUCAGUUUCUGUCAAAGAAAGCCAUAGUAAUCGAUGGCUCCUUCCAAGGGCUCACCUGCAUCAUCUCAUUGUCCCCACCAAUUUAGGACUCUUCCGUUGCUCCAGGUAGAAGCAGUCCCAUGCAGCCCGAGGUAGAGAGGAGGAAACACAGCACCCCAUUCUGUCAGGAAGGGGCUUGUCCUCAUGUCUGGCCUUUCUGUAGCAAGGAGGGAAGCUCUGGCUGCUCGGGUCUCCCCCAGGCUGCUCGACACCAGUCAGCACCCACACAUCUGUUCCUUGUCACCCUUGGAGCAAGUUCAAGGGCAGACUUUCCUUGGGAACUGGCAGAUUUAGGGACAAGAAUAGCCUGGCUGAGAAAUAAACUUUUAGUUUAUAUGAAAUAUACUCAUAAGAUACAAACAUACUAGUGCCUACAAAUCGCCUGCUCUCUCAGUGUAGGAAGUAGUGGGGUUGAUGUGUUCAAUAAGCACAAAUAACGCUGAAAUGCUUGUUAGACCCUUUCCUCCACUCAUUCUAAUAUCUUGGUGUCUCCAACAUGUAAAUAGGAAGGAGGAACAGGGUUUCUCUUCCUCCAGCUUCUUGCCACUGCUGAACCUAUGGCAGCAGAAGUCAUUCAGCUUCGCCGUGCUGAGCUGUGCUGGGGAGGUCCCGACUGCAACGAGAGCCCUGCCAGGCCAGGCUUCCACCCCUGCCCCUGAGCCUGGAUCUCUCCCCACAGCCUUUCCCUGAGAGCAUUUUCCACUGGCCCAGGUCCCCUGUUUCUGAACACGAUUUCUCCUCUCAGUUACAACCCAGAACUCCUUAUGUAGCAAAUCUGUCCCCAGCCCUCAGCAGAAGCACAAGGCUGGAGGUGUCUCUCUGCCCAAGAGCAGGUUGGGAAUUUUCCAUGAUUUUUCUCUCCACGUGAUGGCCUCCCAAGAAAACCUUCCAAAUUCCAAUUCCACUGAGUACCAAUCCUAAACAUGAAGACAGUUACAUUUCAUGCAUAUAAAUUAUAUAUCCAGCAUAAUUAUAAUUAAUGGGCAUGUUGUAUAUCUGAUAUAAUGCUAAUUAGAUACUGUAUAUUUGUAAAAUCUUUAAAACAGAGACUCGUGGGUCCAGAAUUUGUGAGGGUUUCAUCCUUGGCUUUCCAGCCAGAUUGGGCUUUGCUUUGUGGUUUUUUUUGGUGUUUUUGUUUGUUUGGUUUGUUUGUUUGUUUUAGGAUUUGUUUUGGUUUGGUUUUGGUUUGUUGGAUUUGGGUUUGGUUUUGCUUUAUUUUUUUUUCCCUUUUAUUUCUGUUGCUAUCAAAUUCCGUAGAACUAACUCACAUUACAACACACUUCUGUAGCCAGGGAAGGGUCUCAGAGGUUUGGAAGCCCAGCCAGACCCAGUGCUGUAAGUCCUGGUGCUGGACCCUGUCCAUGGUGUGCCCUGGGGGUCCCACCCCAUGCUGUCCACGCUGCCCGUCCCACCUGUGGCCACGUUCCCUCCUCUGGGUGACAUGACUGAUUCAGGCUGUAAGAACAUUCCUGGACACUUCUCCUCAUGUCCUACAUUUUCAACCAAGUCUUUUCCUACAUUAAACCUCACUGAACUCAGCUCUGCCCUGCUCCCUCCCCUCAAAUACCUCCUGCCUCCUGGCCUUAAUGGUGUUCCCAGCCACACAUCAAGUCCUGUAGCAAACAAUGGUUGCAAUGGUCGUAAGUUGGGAGCUUGAGUCUCCUGUGGAGGUUUCUGAGUCUCCUGUGGAGGUUUCUGAUGCAGCACCAGGUUUGUCAGAGUAGGCAGGAAGAGCACAUGUCCUUACCCCGGUGGGAUUUAGAGGCAGGCCUUUCUCUUUCCCAGGCUGUCCUGAGUCUGUUGGUAUGAGUUCCAGAGCUUUAUUGUGCCCCAUCAGAUGGAGACUCUGCUGAGAAGGAUCCAUCAGCAAGGUGCUGGGGCUUUGUUUGACGGAAACUGAGCUGGGAAGGAAUAAAUAACAGUCUCCAUGGUCCAGAUUUGGCAAAAUCAUUGGGCAAAAUCAUUCUGGGCAACAACCAGAACUGUCUGUGGAUCAGAGUGGCAGUUCAUGGCAUGAGAGGGAUGAGAGAGUAAAGGCUCACACCUCCUCUGCUGACCCUUCCCUUGAGGGACAUCACUCUCCCCUGACUACCUCCAAGCUCCUCAGCUUGCUCACUUUGCUCCCAGAAGACAAUCCCUGUGACAGUAUUGCCCUUUGCUGACCUUCCACAGACCAAUCUGUGACUCUUGUGAGGACAAGAGACACUAACAGGGCUGAUGGGGAGUCCCUGCUGAGGUUCUGGGGCUCUUCCAUUCCCUCUUGGCCCAAGAAAGGCCAGGAUUUCCCCUCUUCAGGCAGGGAGACAUGAACACUGUAGGAGAGGGGACGCCACCCCAGAGUCUGCAGGAGCUGUGGUGGCAGAGCCAGAGGAGCAGAGGUGACAGUGUGAGGCCAUGGGUAGGUGGACACUCCUCUCUUUCCAUUCCCAAAGCUGUCUGUCUCAAGCUCCAGUCCUUGUCUAAAUGUUACAUUUGCGAGCUAAGAAGCUGCUGAACCAGAUGUGUAUUUGGGAAUUUUUCCCUCAAGCAGCCCAUGCAGAUGCUGAGCUGUGCCCGUGUCAUUUGACCUUGGUGUCUUCUCUUAUUCUGCCUGGCAAAUAUCACCAAACCCUCUGCCAGUGUGUCCAACCUGGGCAAUAACCCUCCAAAGCAAAUUAAGCCCCAUUUCCUUGUCUUUUCCACCCACUCAAUUGUUUUAAGCAGAUGUGUCCCACCCUUUUUUGGGCCAAAUCUCUUCAGGGACUCUGCCACCACCACAGAAAGUUUCCAGCCAAUUUUCUUGGGAAGGAACAAUGCCCUUGAUACCAGCUGGGCACCCUGUGUUCCUAUGGCUUGCUGUAUGUGUUGGGCUGGGUUGGUAGAUGGGGCAGUGAUGUUCCAGCACACACAGGCGUUCUUUGGUUAUUUUUUGUCCUUAUUCCUCACUCUGGGAGUUUGUCCCUGAACAAACACUUGCUCUGGGACCGGGUGUUGUGUCCCACAGUUGUCCCAGAGCUUCAGUUCCCUGUGAUGAUAAUGGGAACACCUUCCCGUUCCACAGAGGGUUCAGACCGUGACGUGAAGGGCUUUGAGACCCUCUCACAGCAGAAACUGUAGAGCAGCAAAGUGUUUUUCUGACUAUUGUUUGUCACUGUCCUGACACAUUGUGUGUGAUGUAUUACAGUUGUGUCUGCCCAGAAAGGGAGUGCUGGGGUGGGGAGAUGCCACGUCCCCAGAUUCCCCAUUGCUCUCCUUCUGGCCAGGGUCCCUGGCAGGCACAGCUCCAAGGGGUGCUGUCACCUCUCUGCUUUCUCCUCCUCUUGUCUGAGUCACCACAACAUCCUGCACUUGGGAGAAAGGCAGGGAGCAGCCACAUUCCUCUGUACAGUGAAAUAGAGUCUGCCUUGAUUAAUCCAAUAUACUCUGAAGAACUGAGCUUUUUCUUCAACCCACAGGUGGAAACACCCCUGUGGAGUGUCCAGUUCCCUGAGUGCAUGUGCAGGGACCAGGGGACAGGCUAUAGAAAAGUUUGUAUUAUUUCCUAAAAACUGAUCAUUGUUUGCAUUCCCUGAGCAGCAACAGAAACCAGUGCUCUGCCCUGGGGUUUAUACACCAACCUCAUGUGUGUGUAUGUAUAUGGACACAAAUAUAUAUACACAUACACACUGCAAAAUGCAAUCAGUAAUUCUGACUGACCCUGUACCAAUCAAAGCUUCAAACUGCAUCGAAUCACUCUUUGAAAUGUGGCGAACUAUUUUUAAUGAACCACACAGAGCACCACAUGGAACAGAAUUUUGUCAUAAAAAGUCUUCUAAUGCCAGUGACUCGUGUUUUAAGGAAAAAUGAAAUAUUUUUCAAUGUUUUAAAGUUCCUUUUAUAAAUGAUGAUCUGUUAUUUGGAUAUGGGAGUGGGUGGGGAAGAAACAGGGACAGUUUUCUGGGAGCAAGCCCUCCUUUCCUGGCCUAGAUUUCAUUUCUUUCUGCUGUUCUGGAACCUGGCUGGCUGCAAAGCUGGUCCCAUGAACCUGGGCUUCCUGCAUGCAUCUUUCUGUUCCUGUGUCCAUCAGAGGCAUUCCCACCAGGAAUCUGCAAGAGCCUGGCAUGCUUUUUGUAAGAGAUGACCAGUUCCUGGGAGCUGGGACAUGUCUUCAUCUUCCACCACUGCAAACAAACUCACCAUGAAACAGGGUAACUCCAGUUGUGUUUGAAAUAUGUGUUCUACUUUGUGAUCAAUCUGCCAUUUGCAGUUCAUGUGAUGGAGAAACAGCUUGUGUUGUUUUUUGUUUCGGGUUUAGUGUUCAUGUGGAAGGAGGGACCCUGCUGAAAUAUCUCCCUCACGUACAGGUCUCGUGUUGGGGUAUAUUUCCAGUGAGUGAAAAGUAGGGGGAAAUAGGUGAGAAAGGGGCUUAAAUAUUUUCAUACAAAAUGUUGUAGCAAUAAGGCUGUGCUGGGGCUGCUCCUCAGAGAGCAGCCACUUUGUGCUGUCCAUCAGCAGACGGGAGGAGGGACCAUUCCCAGUUCCCAGAGUGGGCUCUUGGGGUGCCCUCACCAAAACCCAGCUGGGAAAGCCCCCGUGGCAGCCCAGGGGUGAGGGGGGAGCUGGGUGGUCCCUUUUGGGCGUGGUGGUGUUGAUGUGAGUGAGAUCUGUGCCCUCAGCACCCUGUGUCUCCAUGGCCACGCGAUGUCCGGGAGGUCUCCAUCCCACUGCUCCCCUGACCCUCUGCCCCCCCGUGCCCCCCUGCAAACCCCUCAGACAUUUUUGUAGCAAGAAUUUCUUGGCUCUGAGAAAGACACUUCUUACUGUAAUAUUUUUAGUUUCGGGGAACAAUAUUUCCUAAGAGGGGUUAAGUGGAUAUUUUUGUGCUUUAGCCCAGUUUAUGGAUUCCAUGUUUAUUAUACAGUAGUACUGAAGAGGAAGUACAUUUGUAUCUGUAAUUUGCACAGACUCUUGGUUAACCAUUAAACAAGCUUCAAGAUGAGCAGUAUUUGACUGUUUUUCUCUGUAUUAUUCUUGUUGUUAUACUUAACUGUAAAAGCACAUUCUGUAUGUACUGUAUACAAAAAUAUUAUCAGUUUAGUAAAAUUUAGAGUCUUAAGGAUUUUUCCACUUUUGUCAGUAACAAAUAUUUAUGGAUUAAAAAAUAAAGGCAAUUUCAACAUA